Penicillium pulvis is the source of this 345-nucleotide messenger RNA. RefSeq lists its product as uncharacterized. Lineage: Eukaryota; Fungi; Ascomycota; Eurotiomycetes; Eurotiales; Aspergillaceae. Bases 1 to 345 code for a protein of 114 amino acids. The record is from RefSeq and is a predicted model, not a curated record. The transcript has a single exon.
AUGUACAAAGAAUACUCAUCAUCGCCUCGUCGUUUCCGAGGAUUUUGCGUGAACUGCGGUACCUCUCUGAUAUGGAGGUCAGAAGAUAAGAAAGACACAUUAGAUCUUUAUAUCGGAACCAUAGACGAACGAUGGUUGGUUGGAGAGAGGGUGAAAAGUUCGGAGAAGAUGACAAAGCACGGAGUCACUGUUGAAAGAGCGGGGUCUGUUGGAAAGGAGCUAUGCACCCCGUCUGAGUUCCAAUUUUACUACGAAAAUGCUAUUCCUGGGAUCACUGAUCUGGUUCCGGGUGGACAGAAGUUUCUUGUAGAGAAUGAGGCUGACGUUGAAAAGCUUGAUGAUUGA